Pezoporus occidentalis (night parrot) is the source of this 967-nucleotide messenger RNA. Its product is annotated as claudin-4-like. Gene Ontology annotation, molecular function: structural molecule activity. Gene Ontology annotation, cellular component: bicellular tight junction; plasma membrane. Bases 133 to 777 code for a protein of 214 amino acids. Gene Ontology annotation, biological process: cell adhesion; bicellular tight junction assembly. The record is from RefSeq and is a predicted model, not a curated record. Lineage: Eukaryota; Metazoa; Chordata; Aves; Psittaciformes; Psittacidae. The transcript has 2 exons.
CAGCGCGGCAUCUUCUCCAAGGCAUCACCCGAUCCCCUCCCUGGAGCAUCUCCCGGUAUCGGGGUGUGCCGCGUGGUGACGCAGCUCCCGGGGCCAGUCCUGCAGGUGGCACAGGACUCUCAAUGGGUGCUGAUGGCAACGGUGACGAUGCAGUUGGCUGGGCUGAUGCUGGCUGUGCUGGGCUGGCUCGGCUCCAUCCUCACUUGCGCACUGCCCAUGUGGAAGGUGACGGCUUUCAUCGGCUCCAACAUCGUGGUGGCCCAGGUCUUCUGGGAAGGGCUGUGGAUGAACUGCGUGUAUGAAAGCACGGGGCAGUUGCAGUGCAAGGGCUACGAUUCCCUCCUGGAGCUCACCUCCGACCUGCAAGCGGCUCGCGCCUUGGUGGUCACCUCCAUAUUCGUGGCCUUCUUUGCCUUCCUCACCUCCAUCUCGGGAGCGGACUGCACCCGCUGCGUGGAUGACAAGAACACCAAGACCAAGAUCUCUGUGGUGGCAGGUGCCACCUUUGUCCUGGCCAGCAUCCUGCUCCUCAUCCCUAUCUCCUGGUCUGCCAACAGCAUUGUCAGCAACUUCUAUAACCCCAUGGUGCCUGAGGCCCUCAAGAGGGAGUUGGGAGCUGCCCUCUACAUUGGCUGGGCUUCCAGUGCCCUGCAGCUCUUUGGUGGGGGCAUCCUGUGCUGUGCAGGACCCCCAUCCCAGCAGGACCCCUACCAGAAGAAGUACAGAGCCGUGAAAACCUGCACCCCGAUGGGCUAUGCCAUGAAAGACUAUGUGUGAGCCACCGCACCUGGGUACCUGCCCAAGGGACAGCACCACCAUCCCCAUCCUGCAUAGACACCCCAGCCCCUGCCCAUGCGCUGCCUCCUCCUACCCAUCCCCAUGCUGCUGCACCCCCAGCACAGUCCUUCCCAUGGAUGCCCUUCCCUGGCUUGCAGGGGCUGUGCUUUCCAAGGGCAAUAAACAUCUU